UGCUCGGCGAGAGAGGUUGGCUCAUGGAGGAAUGACACUGGUACAGCCGUACAGACUACCCGCUCCUUCUGACCCGUCGGAGUCGGGGUCUCCGUCUCUCCGAGAUGAGGAACCAGGCAACACCGGGCGCCGUCACCGAGUCGGCGGUGCUGGUCCUGCCGUUGCUACCGCCGCGUGACCUCGCCGCCGCGGCAUCCGCUUGCCGCGCCCUCCGAGCGGCCGCGGCCGCCGUCACCACGCGCCGCGCCGCCGACGCGGCACGAGGCCUGGAGCCGCUCCCCAUCCCGUUCCACAACCGCGUCGACUCGAAGCCCUAUGCCUACUUCCUCUACACACCCUUCUCCCUCGCCCGGCUGUCUCCCGGCGCCUCCUCCUCCCCCAGCGCCCAGGCCCAGCCGUGGGGUGGCGCCUGGGCCCGGCCGCCACUCCCGACCUGGCCCCGCCCCAGCGUCGACGGCUUCACAUCUGCCGUGUGCGGGUGCGCGUGCGAGGCGGGGGAGUGCGGCGGCCCCCGGUGCGCCUGCGCCGAUGCGGAGGCCGACGCGGCCGCCUCGGGCUCGGAGGGCGGGAUGGGGAGCCUCGGGGAGUGUGGCGAUGGGUGUGCGUGCGGGCCUUCGUGCGGGAACCGGCGGACGCAGCGCGGCGUUGCUGUGCGGCUGCGCGUCGUGCGCCACCUGCAGAAGGGGUGGGGGCUGCACGCGGCGGAGGCCCUCGAUCGCGGGCAGUUCGUCUGCGAAUACGCAGGUGAGUUCUUGACAACCGAAGAAGCACGGAGGCGGCAGAGGAUAUAUGAUGAACUUGCCUCUGCCGGUAAGCUUGCUCCUGCACUCAUUGUCAUUCGAGAGCACCUGCCUUCUAGAAAAGCAUGCUUAAGAGUCAACAUUGAUGCAACCAAAGUGGGAAACGUGUCUCGCUUUAUCAACCAUUCAUGUGAUGGAGGCAACCUGCAUCCUGUCCUGGUGAGGAGCUCCGGUUCAUUGCUCCCAAGGCUCUGCUUCUUUGCUGCCAGAGAUAUUGUGGAAGGAGAGGAGCUCACCUUCAGUUAUGGGGAUGCUAGGGUUAGGCCGAAGGGUUUGCUGUGCUUUUGCGGAAGCUCGGGUUGUUGUGGUGUACUUCCUUCAGAAGAAACUUGAGAGCUGAUGCCACCAUCUGUAAUGCCUUCCAAACGAGUUUUAUUGUAUCACUGCCUUUGAAAGAACAUUGGCUUGAGAAGAAGUUCCAUAGCACAUUCUUUUGCGCACACCGUAUUAUGUGCAACAAAGGAUUAAUGAGUCAAAUUUUGGUGAA
This is a messenger RNA of Panicum virgatum (switchgrass), 1287 nucleotides long. RefSeq names its product histone-lysine N-methyltransferase SUVR3-like. Bases 105 to 1133 code for a protein of 342 amino acids. Gene Ontology annotation, molecular function: protein binding. The transcript has 2 exons. NCBI's taxonomy places the organism in Eukaryota, Viridiplantae, Streptophyta, Magnoliopsida, Poales, Poaceae. The record is from RefSeq and is a predicted model, not a curated record.